Molecule: messenger RNA, 883 nt
Organism: Moneuplotes crassus
Lineage: Eukaryota; Ciliophora; Spirotrichea; Euplotida; Euplotidae
Source: the annotation of a GenBank genome assembly
AGUCUUACUUUCCUUGACAAUUUUGCUUCUGCAAUGUUUCUCUUUUGUAUUCCAUUUUAGCUCCUUCAGACUGAUCUAAUAACACGAUAUAGAUCAAAAUCCUAGAGAAAUUCCAAUGGAACAGCCUGAAAAUAGCAGAGAUUCUAGCAGAAGGCGCUUAUGGAUGUACUCGCGCUUUCCUGAUAAUAUAUUCCAAGAUUCAAGCAGUUCGGAGGAUGAAUUACUCAUUCACGGAGAGAGAAUAAGAGGCGACUCUCCUAUUGAGCUAACUAGAGCUCAGAUCCAAAACCUUGACUCUAUUUUUCAGAGACCUUCGAGAUUGUUCAGAUCUGAGUGUCCCUUGAUGAAGAAAAUUAGAAAAUUAAGUGUGAAAAUUACCAGAGAGCAUUCUGAAGACAUUCUUCGAUUUGAAAAAUGUCAAAAUUUGCCAAUCAGGGAUAAAUUCCUAGUUUACAUGCUUGAACUGGGAAAGAGUUCCUCCACAAAUAACGCUGAUCUCAUUUGAUUCUUGAAAAUUAUGAAAUCCCUCCCUAACAGAGUGAAGAUUAUGAAGGCUAUCAAGAGGUUAAGUCCUAUUUCAAGACUUUCUGAUAACAUUAUUCUGAUAUGCCUUCGAUUACUUGAAUAUAAAUGAGAGGCUCAGGAUUCUGCCAUUGAUAAGGAAAACUCCCUAAAGCAGCUGCCGUACCUCCUUGAGAAUUACAAGAAAAUAGACUCAGAUAGAUAUAAGAAGAUGUAUCGCAACAUGAAGAGACUUUACCUCCCAGAAGAUUAUGGAAUCUCAUCUACCUUGGAAGAGAAAGUAGAUGAGCUUAAGCAGAAGCUUAAAGGGCUUAAAGAGACUCCUGAAUGCAUUACUAGAGAGAAAUUUUAUAGUUAACCU